Myzus persicae (green peach aphid) is the source of this 1389-nucleotide messenger RNA. RefSeq names its product protein lin-28 homolog (gene lin-28). NCBI's taxonomy places the organism in Eukaryota, Metazoa, Arthropoda, Insecta, Hemiptera, Aphididae. The record is from RefSeq and is a predicted model, not a curated record. The transcript is spliced from 5 exons. Gene Ontology annotation, molecular function: zinc ion binding; nucleic acid binding. The coding region runs from base 456 to 1205 and encodes 249 amino acids.
CGCGCACGCACCCUAACCUAACACGACGCGUUUUUCGUGGAGGCCACAACAUUUUUACCAUACCACCGCCGCCGCCGUCACCACCGCCGCCGCCACCAGACGAACCAGCAGAACGACGAAAACGUGCAUCAGGCCUCGGUGCAGUACACGAACGCACAUAUUCGCGCGCGCACGCAACUCACGAGUACCUCGCACGCGCACCACCAUACAUUUUUCAAUACAUUUAUAGUGUUUAACUGUGACUUCAAUGCGUCAUACAUAAAUACACAAUAUUAUCGCGACCGUGACUUUUAAUACAUUAUUUAAUUACUGUGACACGAGUGUGUAUCCGACGGACCUUUUUUUUAUUCUCUUCGCUUCCACCGCCAUAAAGUUGAGCGGGCACCAUAACGGACGACCGUUAAUACUAUUAACAACAUUAUAUCGGGUGCUGAUUGCGUCGAACCUGCACCGAAAUGAGUGAAAACAAUACCGAAAACAAUCAACUCUCGACGGCGCCUUCCAACGGUGUACACUCCGAGGACGAUACAGUUAAAUCCAAAUUUUAUCACCUCAAAGAUUCCGUGGAAACAAAUGAAAAACCGAACAAAAAUGGAAAUGAUAGUCUCUCAUCCAAUGAUGCUGAAAACUUAAGACCGGAAAAUGAAGAACUACCUGAAGGUGUUCGCCAAGGGAUCUGCAAAUGGUUUAACUCAAAAAAAGGAUUCGGAUUUGUUACUCCUGACGACGGUGGUAAAGAUGUUUUUGUUCAUCAGAGAGUAAUUAAAAAAGACGGAUUUAGAUCUCUUAGGGAGAACGAACACGUGGAGUUUACAUGUCAUGAAUCAGAUAAGGGUUUAGAAGCUACUCUUGUAACUGGACCAAGGGGUCAAUAUUGUAAGGGAUCAAAAAAAGUAUUUCCUCAAAAAAAAUUGAGAUGUUACAACUGUGGAGAUUUUGCCAAUCAUAUUGCUGCCAAAUGCACAUUGAGUCCUCAGCCAAAACGCUGUCAUAGUUGUAAGGAUCCAAACCACCUUAUAGCUGAUUGCACUCAGAUUCAGAGCAAAGAGCCUGUGAUUAAUAAGUUCAUCAAAAAUCCGCGAAAAAAAUCAGAACGACAGAAGCCAAGACCAAAGUCAAAAACUGAAGAUGGUAGUGUUGAUGAACAGCAAUCGACUAUUUUACCCAAUCAGAAUGGAGAUGAAAUUAAUGACAAACAAGAUUAAGAUAAUUGAGUACAAAAAGACUAAUAAAAUAUCAUUUAUAAUAAUAAUUAAUUUAAAUUGCAUGGAAAAGCAAUAUUUUUUUUAAACAUUGGAGUUUUAAGAUAUCUAUUCCUUAAAAAAGACUUUAUAUAGGUAUCAUUUUGUAAACUAUUUUUUCUAAAAUAAAUUUUUAAUGUUGGUAAAA